UAGCAGGGGGAUGUGGGGGAAUCAUCGGGGAUGUGCGAUAUGGAAAGGCUCCGUUGCAUGGAAGGGAGCACAACUGACACUCGUCUGUCUGACUGGAGUGGUUGCCUCGGCCGUGUCGCUGGUGUUCCACUUCUGUUCCUACCACUGAGUGCCCCUCAACAACAGCUCCUUCCAGUGGCACUCUCUCUCACUGCGUAGAGUCUAGAUUACCCCCUCCCCCAAGCAUUGAUUGAUUUCGUGUUCUCUCCAUUGCUCCUUAUUCAAUUUGUUGAACGCUGCGCCGUCUGUGUGCUGUUCCUUCCUGAGUUCCAGUGGGCGUUCGAUCCCACAAUGAGUAUCGUAGCUCAUGGCAUGGCGACCAUUGGGGGCGAUUUGGUUGCUGCUGGAGCUGCUGCUGCUCAUGGGGGAUGGGUUCCGCGUAUGACUGGGUCGAGAUCCUGCGACGGAUGGCGAGGACGGGUGUUUCUGUCGGGUGGUGGUGUAUGGAGGAGCGACUGUGGGGAUGUCGGGAGAGGGGUGGCUGCCAGGGGGAGUGGGAGGGGUAGAUGGACGUCGGUGGUGAUUGCUGGGAGGCAGUUAGGGAGAGGAGAAGGGAAGACGAGCUCGAUGGUUGCGUCGGCGUCAGUGAUGGAGGGAAGAGUCGUGGUUAAGGAUGCGCGGAUUGAUAACGAGCUGCAGAGGGACAGUUUUCAGCUUGAGACAUAUUUGGCGCCAUUGAAAUCGGGAAGGCUUAUUGACAAUCUUCUAUACAGAGAGAAGUUUGCGAUUCGGUGCUACGAGGUUGGGACGAAUCGCGCUGCUUCGAUGGAGACGAUUGCGAAUCUCUUGCAGGAAGUAGCAUGUAAUCAUGCUCAAAGCGUGGGGUUUUCAACAGACGGUUUUGCCACUACUCCGAUCAUGAGACAGAAGCACCUCAUUUGGGUCACAACUCGCAUGCACAUUCAGAUGCAGGAAUACCCUAUCUGGGGCGAUGUUGUUGAAAUUGACACCUGGUAUCAAGGAGAGGGUCGGAUUGAAACUCGUCGGGAUUGGAUCAUAAGGAAUGACAAAACGGGUGAUAUAAUUGGAAGAGCGACGAGCACUUGGGUAAUGAUGAAUAUGGAUACUAGGAGGUUGUCAAGGAUUCCUGAUGAUGUGAGGCAAGAGUACAUGCCAUUUGUGCCUGUUCCACCAAGGUGGGCUUUUGAUCCUAAAGAGGAGAAGAACAGCAGCAUCAAGAAGAUCGGGAGGCCAGGUGUAGCCCAGUUUGAGUGCUCCAAUCUGAUGCCAAGACGGAAUGACUUGGACAUGAAUCAACAUGUGAAUAAUGUAACGUAUGUAUGUUGGAUGCUUGAGGCAAUCCCACCAGAAGUUCCAAAUAAUUAUGAAUUGACUCAGAUUACACUUGACUACAAGCGUGAAUGCAAGUCAGAUGACAUUGUUGAAUCUUUGGUCAUACCUGAAAACACAGUGACCGGGGAAACCAUUUCCUGGCUCUUGGAAUCCAAAUGUGCAACUGGCACCAGUAACGGUUCAUAUAACUCCGUCGGAAGCAAUGGCAACUACUCGCCAGAACCUAAGCAUUCGACGCUACUUUUCGUACAUGUUUUAAGACUGACGAAUGAAGGGAAAGAGAUCAACCGAGGCAGGACUGAGUGGAGAAGAAAAUCUAACCCACGAGGAAGCCACUAAAGCACCUUGAAAAGAAAGUGCACAGGUCUUGUACAGCUGUAUAUAAAUAUCUAUUUAACUUGGAGGGACGCUUGAGCAGCAGUUUUUCCUGCAACCAAAUUUUUACUGGCUGAUCGGUGACCGGCAAGGAGGUCACCGUUGAGGCUUCAGAUGGUUGUAGAACAAUUCUGACACUUUUUUCGGUUAGUUCGGGUUUGGCACCAAAUGCUGGAGCUUUUUGCCAAGCAUUGAAGAAGUGGCUCAAUCUGUACGAUUCAAACACCGCGCUUCCCCAAUGGUUACCUAUUUUAAUAUUUGGUAUUACGAUGUGAAUUCAUUUUUGACCUUAAGCCACAGAGCCAGCAGCGUUCAUUGUCAAGCAUUCUGGUUGAUAAAGAUACUGAUAAUCCAGAUUGAAAGCAUGUUGUAGCUGCUAAGUACUGGUGUCGAUUGCCUUUGCAUUCGUCCCCCACGUGCGAGCCCAAAAAUUAUACGCAGUAGGCCUAGCCUGCAGUAGAGCUCAAGAGUGACUGCAAGAGGAGUGUUCGUAUUCAGUGUUCUGUAAAUUAAUUUUGUGUCUUUGUGCGCUUCAAUGCACAACAUAUACUUGUCUAAGCUUCAAAUUGUGUGACUGAUUGAAUCUCA
Molecule: messenger RNA, 2295 nt
Organism: Physcomitrium patens
Lineage: Eukaryota; Viridiplantae; Streptophyta; Bryopsida; Funariales; Funariaceae
Source: RefSeq, a predicted model, not a curated record